Molecule: messenger RNA, 414 nt
Organism: Microthlaspi erraticum
Lineage: Eukaryota; Viridiplantae; Streptophyta; Magnoliopsida; Brassicales; Brassicaceae
Source: the annotation of a GenBank genome assembly
AUGGCGCCAGAAGUUGGACUCUAUCUCGAUGAAUGCUUCUUCACGUCUUAUAACGCUAAAUUUGAAGAGAGCCAUGAGGAAGUGUCCAUGGAAGCAUACAAGGAAGAAGCUGAGGCGUUCAAAUUGAAGCAUAUUUAUUCUCAUAUCGGCUCUGCCGAGAGAAGAUAUGGAUCUGUGGCUCUUUGGUUGCAUUCCUUGAACUAUAGAAACUAUCCUGACCUAAACUAUGGCAGAAUUAAACAUAUCACAGAGCAAGCUCUUGUAUGUAAGAAGAUUGAUGAAACUCAAGACACCACAGAGCAAGCUCUUGUAUGUAAGAAGAUUGAUGAAACUCAAGACACCACAGAGCUAGAGCCAGUCAAAGUUUCUAAGCAAAAUGGUGAAGACUCCAAAGAAACCAUAACUGUAGCUUAG